Messenger RNA from Penicillium subrubescens, 1794 nucleotides. Its product is annotated as putative MFS transporter. The record is from RefSeq and is a predicted model, not a curated record. Lineage: Eukaryota; Fungi; Ascomycota; Eurotiomycetes; Eurotiales; Aspergillaceae. Gene Ontology annotation, molecular function: transmembrane transporter activity. Gene Ontology annotation, biological process: transmembrane transport. The transcript is spliced from 3 exons. The coding region runs from base 262 to 1794 and encodes 510 amino acids.
CGAUUUGCCCCUGGAUUGACCCCUUUCAACCUAUUAAGAGGUAUCAGAGGGCCUGAUCAUAUCAAAUAAGUUGUGGCGUUACUUUGAGAACACUCUAGUGCUUUGACGAAAUCCCUACUAGGGAUAUCGGUGUGCUUAGCCUUGUCAUGGCGUCCCCGUACGACCGUCGUGGACUAGAGUUCGAAGACCCUGUUGUUCUCAUUUUCCCUUCUCGUGCCCUUCCUCAUUCAUUGUUCAUGUUACCUUUACCAAUAUUCCAUAAUGGCUUCCCAGCUAAUUGUGCCAGCUGAAAAAUCACACAUGCAUCUUGAUACCACCGAGAUCGACGAGGAACUGGAAGCCCUUGAAGGCUACGUGGUUGAUCCCAGUCGUUAUUCAAAUCAAGCUUCCCAGCUGAAAACAAGUGCCGAUGGUCGCUAUGUUCUCAUCCCACAGCCAUUAGACAUGCCCAAUGAUCCCUUGAAUUGGAGCAAUAGUAGAAAGGGGUUGAUCAUGGCUAUCAUCGCCUAUAUCGCCCUCCUGGCGGACUACACGGGUGGUACGGCUAUUGUCACAGUGAUCCCUCAAUCAAUGGAAUGGGGAUUGUCCCAAGAGUCAGUCCAGCGAGCGGUUGUGGGCAACCUCUUCACCAUCGGUGCAUGUGGACUGUUUGUCGUUCCAUUAGCCAGCUACUUUGGUCGCUGGUCAGUCACCUUGGUCUUCCAGUGUGUCAUGCUAGGAACGUGUGCCUGGUCAGCUGCAGCAACAAGCUUUCGCUCAUAUCUUGCAGCGCGCAUAAUCAAUGGCUUCUUCUGCAGUGUCGGACAAGGCGGAGCGCUAAUGUGGAUCAAAGAUCUAUUCUUCUUUCACCAGCACCCGCAGAUCAUAAACUAUGUCGAGUUCUCAAUCAUCCUCAGUCCGUACCUGGGUCCAUUGGUUUCCUCGUUCAUUGUGUCGGAGGUGAACUGGCGAUGGGCUUUCUGGGUAUGCACGAUUCUUGCGGGAGUUGGUCUCGUUGCAGUCUUCUUCCUGGAUGAAACACUUUUCGAUCGGAAGAGUCCUCCUCCUUCUCGGGGAUCUUAUAUUUCACGGCUGGUUGGGUUACAACAGGCCAAGGCUCCGUCGAAGGACUUUGUUCAGUGCAUGGCACGCCCAGUGGUCGCUAUCACUAAGAUCCCUGUGUUGUUCAUUCUCAUCUACUACUUUUUGAAUUUUGCCUGGGUCAUUGGCGUGAAUACUACCAUUGGUAUCUGGUUGACCAACUUUUAUCAGUUCUCAACGCGAGGAAUUGGCUACUUCUACUUCUUUGGUAUCGUCGGCUGCUUGAUCGGCUGGUUUGCGGGCCACUUUCUACAUGAUGCCGUUGGAAGAUUCUACACCCAGCGACACUCUGGCCGUCUUGACCCCGAAGCUCGACUAAUCAUAACAUACCCUGCAACCCUCAUCUGCUGUGCAAGUUUGAUCAUCCUGGGGCUUGCCUUUGAGAAGCAUUGGCACUAUAUGGUGAUUGCAGUGUUUGCGGCCGUUCAAUGUGUCGGCGUCAUGAUCGUCACGACAGCCAUCAAUGCCUACCUAUUGGACUGCUACCCCGAAGGAUCUGGAGAGGUCGGCGCAUGGGUCACGGCCAGUCGCAAUUGGGCAGGUUUCAUGGCGACGUAUAUUCAGAUUGACUGGGUGGUGCACCUCGGACCUGCCAAAGCUCUUGGGAUUCAAGCAGCCAUCACUUUCGGUUCUCUGUGUUUCAUGCUGUUCCUUCAGAUAUAUGGGAAGCGGAUGAGGCAGUGGCAGGGCCGCAUGGUGUUUGGGAAGAAAUGA